Messenger RNA from Bacillus rossius redtenbacheri, 2468 nucleotides. RefSeq lists its product as uncharacterized. NCBI's taxonomy places the organism in Eukaryota, Metazoa, Arthropoda, Insecta, Phasmatodea, Bacillidae. The transcript is spliced from 2 exons. The record is from RefSeq and is a predicted model, not a curated record. The coding region runs from base 283 to 693 and encodes 136 amino acids.
AACACGUCCAGGAUCUAGGAUCUAGCGCCGAGUAGGUAUUCUAUGCUAGAGAAGAUAGAAGGGUGUAGCAGAGGAUCUAGAAAUUCAGGGAGGGGCGGGUGUAGCAGAGGAUCUAGGGAACCACCGCCGCGCGACGGCGGGAAAGGGGAUCUAGAUACCUCCGAGGACGCGGGAGGCAACCAAAACAAGGCGAACGCGACAGACGCUCAGAGGAAGGCGUGAAUGUAGACAGUGUACGACGCGAACGACAGGAAGACUUCCCUUUCGGGCGCAGGAAGCAAGAUGGACCUCGUGUACAACUACAUGCCGGACGUGUACAGCUACCAGGCGGCCCGGCACACCGCGAGCUACGACUACUGGCCCAACGAAAACGCCACCAAGAAAGACUGCUACCGGGGGAACAAGAAGCCGGCGAAGAAGACGCCCGCCUGCUCGGGGAAGAGCUCCCGCGACAACUGCCCCAUCUGCCAGGAGCGGCAGCGGCGGCCGCUGGCGUCCUACAUCCGCAGCAAGUCCCGCGAGGAGAAGAAGCUGGACGCCAGCAUCGAAGAGGCCGAGGAGGAGGAGGAGGAGGAGGGGGAGCGCGAAGAGCCGCAGGGAGCCGCCAAGACGAGCGAGGGGACAGGCGCGCCGGCCCGGCGGGAUGCCGCUGCCACGCCGCCGCAGCAGCAGCCACAGCCAUGCCCAGAGUGAACGGCGCGUGAGCCAUCCAGCACGCCCCGCUCGCACCUGAACCGCCUUCUCCCACCCAAAGGGUGUCCAACAAAAGCGACGGUUGGGUCUAAGAAAAAGGGUGGGGGGGAGACGCCAUCCACCAGCAGAUAUGAGGUGUUCACGCACCUCCCCUGCCAGGUAUCGAGCAGUUGCAAUGAAUGCACGAAGCUGCUCUGAUAGCGCGGAAACAUAGCAAGCUGUGUUCGACUGAGGCGACCACGUGGGGUAAUAACGAUGAGGUUGUAAGCCCAGGGCCCAGUUUUGCCUUGCGUUCAAACAUUCACGAAGGGAAAACUGGCUGUACUAACAUAAAACUAUGACCAUCUCAUGACAGAGGUCAACCACCUAAUUUAACAAAAAAAAAAAAAAAACAGAAGCUUGAGUUUAACACACUUUUUUUUACUCAUUUCUGUCAAAGGAAAUAAUUAAACAUAUAAUUUAAGCAGUCUGAAGAAAGAUAUAGGAUUAUAAUCACAUGAUCGUCAAUGCUAACAUGAUCUUAUAUGGUAACAGACGUUAAAAAUAUCUGCUUCCAUGCAGCUUUUAAAACACGUACACAAACAUGAACUUGUUUUUGAAUACCUACUGCAUUAUUUCAUUAUUUCGAAAUUUUCAUUGUGAAACUAUGCAUUUGAAAUCAAAAUGGACCAACUACUGUCACAAUAUUUAAUUUUUGUUGGACACCCUUUGUAGACAACUUACAAGUAUUUUUUGCUCGCAGCAAAAAUAUCUCAGUUUUUGCUUAAUGGGCUUCAUAAUUACAGUUGUGUUGAGUCAUGUUAAUGAAAACAGUACCUACAAAUUAAAAAAAUUAAUAAACUGUGCAAUCAGUGUUGUACCAAUGAGAUGUUACCUGCUAGAGUACAAUAUGCUGGUACUGCAGCUCACAAAGACAAUUCUUUCCAAUCUCACAAAAAAAAAUUGUUUUACAAGCUUUAACCAUAAAUUAUGAUCAAAUGAUUUAGGUACAAUUUUUUGUAGUAAUUGUACACAUUUUUUAUAUCAAAGUUUAAUGUUUCCCCAAAAAAAAAUUAGUUGCAGCAUUAUGAAUAUGGUCUGAUUGAAGCUAAUGUAAGCAUUCCAUGUCAUUAUCUCCACUACAUAUUGAUAAAACAGGUUUUUUAAUUUAACACAAAAAUAAUAAUUUUCAAUGUGAUUUUAAGCAGCAUUUAAAAACUGUUUCUUCAUUUUGUUUUACUUGCAAAUUUCUGUGAAACAACUGAGUGUUACUUUUAUUUGAAAAUAGUGCUGGUCUGUGAAUUUAAAAACAUUUUUAAACUGCUUACUUAAGUUCUUAUUUAAAGUUAGAAUUAUAUAGUUGAUGAUAACUAAGGCCUUUUUUUUUUAUUUGUUAGCAAGUGCAAGCACUGAUUACAUUUUUGCUUUUGUGUACUCUACUUAAAUGCCAAAUGUAAUUUCAUUUGUACGACCAGUUGUUUAUAAAAAUAAAUAUUUCUUACUUUCAUAUGACAAAUUUUUAUCUGGCUAACAUACAAGGUAUAAGUCUCUCUCUGUUUAUAAAUAUAGAUUAAGUAGUAGUAUUCAUUUGCUAGUGCUAACACUUUAAUAACAGAAAAAAAUAAGAUUUUAAAAGACUGAAUAAUAGUUAUUUAUUACGGUAUUUUUAAUUUAUUUAGUAGUACUAUAACUAAAAAAAAGUAAUUAACUUGUGUUAAAUAUAAGGUAAUUAAAUAAAAGCUUAUUUAUAAUACAAAUAUGCAAAUGUGUGAAGGCUUUAAUAAACAUCUACUUUC